CAAUAUUGAUCAAUACAGCUCACAGUGUGCACUUACGAUGAAGCAGAGAAAAAUGCCGGAAAUUCGUAUACGCCUUCCGCCGGUCCGUUGGUCGCAUGGUUAACAUGAUCAGAAAGGAAGGCAAGGACGAAGGAUCGUGGUAUGGGCUCUAGAGACGAAGAGAAGCGCGUAUACGGUGCAUAUUGGAAAUCGAUGCGUACACUCGCCUGUUGCCACAUUGCAUACGCAUUUGUCCGAUUUCAUGAAUCGAAUGAGAGAGAACGCAGGGGUAACAACAGACUGUACCUUUUUCUACGUUCCUUCUACCCCUACUCCUCAAACUCUCAGUCUACACUACGGAGUGAACACCACGUUUUACCAUAUCAGCCCGCGCAUUUUCCGCCGCCUUUCGUGAAUCUCCGUUCCGAAUCGGCGGAAGGUCGCGUCGUGGCGAUUGUUGACAGCCAACGCAGGGUAGGCUUUGAUACAGCUGUGCGCGACACGGCUGCAACGUUUUCCCCAUUGUCAGCGGCACUGGAUCCUCGUGCGUCGUUCGCGUCCCGACGCAGCCACGUCCAGGCUGCGUGUCCCGGCCAUCGUCACCCAUCGCGUCGACAGAUCGAGCCGCAUCGGCGUCGAGAGACUGGGAGGGACACGGAACUAGGAAAAAUGAGCAGUAGAUCGCAAAUGACUACAAUGAAUGGGAAGAGGCCCUCCUCAUUACCCUCUAGACAUCAACCAGAAACAUUGGCACAACACUUUGACUUGAUCAAAUAUAUAUAUGAUUCAUGGAAUUCUGUAUCUAGAGAACUAGAUAUGUGUCACCAAUCAACCACACAGUAAUCCCUCCAGUUAUGAAAUGGAGCAUCAGUUACAUAUUAUCAAGAGCGUGAACCAAAUCCACAGUUGAAAGAUUUCGAACCAUUUAAUUUGGAAGCAUGGUGGGGACAGCGUGUUGUGCAAAGUAUUACUAGGAAUGCAAAUUCCUAGUGCCAGGCCCAACACGCUGAUUACAAUCGGACAUUUUCAAACAGACACAAGAAACAAAAAAGAUAAAUUACAGAUUGAAAUUUAAUCUCCAUUUUUAUUUAAAAUGCGUUUUAUGCUUAAAAUUGAGAAAUACUUUAGGCCAGAACUGAAAUUCAUGCACAGAACAGUAGUACACAAAGAUAUAAGCAAGAAGAUUUAAACAUUAAGACAAUCGAACAAUAAAAUAAAAUAUUUAAAGUAGCAGCCUUAUGUUCUUGCAAAAUUUUUAUUGCGAUUGAUCGAUUUACUUAAUGCUUAGAUUUUACUGCUUAUGUUUUUAUGCGAAAGUAAGAGAACGAUAGGUGUGUAAGAAUUGCAACUAAAUUCUGCUUUAGAUAUGUGACAUACGUAUUUAUCUGAUUAACAAUUUUUUAAUCUUUUAACGAAAGAAGAAAAGAAGGGAUAAACUAUAAUGGCAUAAAUGUAACAGAAAUUUGCUAUUUACAUUAAAAAUUAUUUAAAGUGAAUAGCAAAUAGUAAAGAGAAAAAUACGACAGCUAUAUAGAUGCGUACAUUGCUGUACAAUAACAUUCCUCUUAUGAUUAUAUUUUAACGAAAUAUACUAUAUAAACUUCUUUUAAUUUUUAAAAAAAUAUAUUAAUCAGGGGUCAGAGAUAAAAUUUUUUGUUUGUACCAUUGUAAAACUGAAGAGAGACGUUUUAUAAUUAA
Pogonomyrmex barbatus (red harvester ant) is the source of this 1677-nucleotide messenger RNA. RefSeq names its product MAPK regulated corepressor interacting protein 2. The record is from RefSeq and is a predicted model, not a curated record. Lineage: Eukaryota; Metazoa; Arthropoda; Insecta; Hymenoptera; Formicidae.